Molecule: messenger RNA, 870 nt
Organism: Anoplophora glabripennis (Asian longhorned beetle)
Lineage: Eukaryota; Metazoa; Arthropoda; Insecta; Coleoptera; Cerambycidae
Product: cytochrome P450 4C1-like
Exons: 6
Coding region: 1-870 (289 amino acids)
Molecular function (GO): iron ion binding; heme binding; oxidoreductase activity, acting on paired donors, with incorporation or reduction of molecular oxygen
Source: RefSeq, a predicted model, not a curated record
AUGGGAGAAAUAUUCUCAACAUUUAUAAGACGUGAGAGCUCCUUCUCCCACACUUGGACGGCUUUGGAGCUCCUGCUGGUCGCCCUGACUUGCACCCUGUUGACUUGGUACUUGCAGUUUCUCUGGAGCAGAAGGAAACUCUACGAGUGUUCCAGGAAACUACCAGGACCAUUCGCUUUUCCUUUGGUGGGAUCAGCUCUACACUUCAUCGGCAGCCCAUACGACAUAUUUUCCAACAUUAUGAAGAUGUACAAUCAAUAUCCGGGCAUAUUCCGUGUCUGGUUCGGUCCUAGAUUGUUCUACGCCGUCUCCGAUCCCAAAUACUAUGAAAUAUUACUACCCCAUUGUUUGGCUAAGGAGAGGUGGUACAAAUACUCCGAAGCGGCUAUUGGUCAUGGAUUAUUCGCAGCCCCCUUGGACAAGUGGAAGAGGCACAGGAAAAUCAUAAUGCCGACUUUCAGCCAAAAAAUUCUAGAUGGGUUCGUGGAGAUUUUUUCGGAGCAGUCCGAGAUUUUGGUAGAGCAGAUGAGGAAGUUUGCAGGGGAAGGGGAGUUUGACAUAUUCGAUAUUAUGUCGAAAUGCACGUUAGAUAUCAUCUGCGAAACUGCAAUGGGGGUGAAAGUAAACACCCAAACUAGUGCCGAUACGUCACUUUCUACGUGCAUUGACAGAAUACUGGAAAAUAUUUUUCUCCGAGCUUUUGUGAUUUGGUACCACUACGACGCCAUUUUCAAUCUCACAGCUAGGUCCAAGGCAUAUAAAGCUUCUCUAAAAAUCCUACAUGACUUCUCUGGCUCAAUCCGAAGGAAAAUACCCCCAAAUGAGGGUAAAACCACCCCUAAGUUCAACCAUCGGGUUCAAAGUACAUAA